CACAACUCUCGUGAGAUCCCGGAUUGCCGGAAACGUGAUUUGAUCUCUUUCGCCAUCGUCAGCAAACCAAGCAACAUGAGUAAAAUCUCCCGAGAUACGCUGUACGAUGUGGUGGGCACUGUCCUGCAAGCCUGCAAGGACAAACCCCGUAAAUUCACGGAAUCCGUGGAGCUACAGAUCUCACUGAAGAACUAUGACCCUCAGAAGGACAAGCGUUUCUCUGGAACCGUCAAGCUGAAGCACAUCCCUCGCCCCAAGAUGAGGGUCUGUCUCCUUGGCGACCAGCAACACUGUGAUGAGGCUAAGGCUAAUGACAUCCCCAGCAUGGAUGCCGAGGCCCUGAAAAAACUUAACAAGAACAAGAAGCUGGUGAAGAAACUAGCUAAGAAAUAUGAUGCUUUCCUGGCCUCUGAAUCGCUUAUCCGCCAGAUUCCCCGUAUCCUGGGGCCUGGUCUGAACAAGGCUGGUAAAUUCCCAACCCCAAUCACCCACAACGAGUCCAUGACUGCCAAGGUGGAGGAAACAAAGGCUACUAUCAAAUUCCAGAUGAAGAAGGUGUUGUGUCUGGCAGUAUGUGUGGGUCACGUGAAGAUGGAGCCAGAAGAACUGGUGGCUAACAUCAACCUGUCCAUCAACUUCCUGGUGUCGCUGCUGAAGAAAAACUGGCAGAAUGUACGAGCUCUCUACAUCAAGAGCACCAUGGGACCCUCACAGCGAGUCUAUUAAGAAACUAUAGACCGUUUUUUCCAGUAACAGUGAUUGUGAAAUUCAUUGCUGUGAAAUAAAUUGACGGAAAAAAAAA
This is a messenger RNA of Liolophura sinensis, 802 nucleotides long. RefSeq names its product large ribosomal subunit protein uL1-like. Lineage: Eukaryota; Metazoa; Mollusca; Polyplacophora; Chitonida; Chitonidae. Gene Ontology annotation, molecular function: RNA binding; structural constituent of ribosome. Gene Ontology annotation, cellular component: large ribosomal subunit. Gene Ontology annotation, biological process: translation. The coding region runs from base 76 to 726 and encodes 216 amino acids. The transcript is spliced from 5 exons. The record is from RefSeq and is a predicted model, not a curated record.